Molecule: messenger RNA, 4764 nt
Organism: Quercus lobata
Lineage: Eukaryota; Viridiplantae; Streptophyta; Magnoliopsida; Fagales; Fagaceae
Product: TMV resistance protein N-like
Exons: 11
Coding region: 619-4764 (1381 amino acids)
Biological process (GO): defense response; signal transduction
Molecular function (GO): ADP binding; zinc ion binding
Source: RefSeq, a predicted model, not a curated record
ACCAAAACAUUGGAACAGAUAUGCCAAAAUAUAAAGAUCAAUGAAAAAAGGUGGAGGGUAACUGAGUAAAGAAAUGGGCGAACAACUAAGAAAAUGUACAAAGAAAAGAAGAAAACGGAGAGGAGGAAGUGCAGAAGAAAAGAACUGAAGAAGGCCAAGUUGCUGAAGCUACUAACGAAGUGAGAUGAACUGCGAUGGGUGGCUUUAUUCAGAGGGAAGCUUACAACUUGCGCCAGCUUCCACUAAACACUAAUCAGAAAGAAUUGUUAACUUGACUCAAAACAGAGAAUGAUGAAGUCGUGGACACAAACACGCGGAAAAAGAACACAGUCCAUUCCUUUAUUUAACAGGCCAUUUUCUAAUCGUAAUUAAAUCCAGCUUUAUUUCAAGAGGGCUUCGAGCAUUACAAUCAGUCAAUCACUACUACUUAGAUUUCAAUUUCAAAUCUGACUUGUAUUUGCUGCUUGGCUAAGGAUUUACGUUUGACACUUUCUGGACAACAAAGAAAGAGCUUGAGGAAGGAAAAUCAAUUUUGUUAGAGCUCUUGAAAGAGUAAAAGAAGAAAUCAAGGUUUCCACGAGCAGCCAAGGAGCCUCAACCUUGUCACCAUCUUCCCCUAUGACAUCUUGGUGGAAAUACGAUGUGUUUCUUAGUUUUAGUGGUGUAGACACCCGUCGAAAUUUUACGGAUCAUCUAUUGGCUGCUUUGAAACGGAAGGGCAUUCUGACCUUUAAGGACGAUGAAGGACUUGACAGAGGAAAAUCCAUUUCAUCAGAGCUUUUGAAAGCAAUAGAGGAAUCAAGGUUUGCUAUUAUCAUUUUCUCUAAAAACUAUGCAUCUUCUAGGUGGUGCUUAGAUGAACUUGCAGAGAUCGUUAGAUGCAGGGAAGAGAAAGGAUUGACAAUUUUGCCAAUUUUUUAUGAUGUGGAUCCAUCUGAUGUACGAAAACAGACAGGAACUUUUGGACAAGCUUUUAAUAAAUAUGAAGAUAAAGAGAACAUAAAAAAGGUAGAAACGUGGAAAGGUGCUUUGAAGGAAGUGGCCAAUCUCUCUGGUUGGCAUUUACAGGAUAGGCAUGAGGCAGAAUUUAUCGAGCACCUCGUGGAAGUGAUUUCGCAUAAGUUAAAUCCAAAAUCCUCAAGCUUUACCAAAGACUUGGUAGGAAUAAAUUCUUCAGUGGAGAAAUUGUUCACUUCGUAUUUUGGUCUUGCGAAUGAGGUUUGUAUGAUAGGCAUUUGUGGCAUGGGGGGGCUCGGAAAGACAACUCUUGCUAGAGCUGUUUAUGAUAGGUUCUCUAAACAUUUUGAAGGUUUUAGCUUUAUUGCUAACAUUAGGGAAGUUUCAGAAAAAGGUGAUUUGAUUUCACUACAACGACAACUUCUUGAAGAAAUUUUGGAGGAAAGAAAUAGCAAGAUAUGGAAUGUUGAUCGUGCAGUUGACAUGAUCAAGAAUAGGCUAUGUCGUAAAAAAGUUCUACUUGUUCUUGAUGAUGUUAAUCAAUUAGACCAAUUAGAAAAGUUGGCAGCGGAGGAUGGCUGGUUUGGAUUGGGUAGUUGGAUCAUUAUAACAACUAGAAAUAAACGUUUGUUGGUCCAACAUGGUGUGCAUAACAUAUAUGAGCCUAAUGUAUUGAAAAGAGAGGAUGCUUUAAAACUUUUUUGUUUGAAAGCCUUUAAAAAUGAAAACCCCAAAGAAGAUUAUAAGCAACUCUCCCAGGAUACUAUACACUAUGCUGGUGGUCUUCCAUUAGCUCUUGUUACUUUGGGUUCCUCCUUGUUUGGAAGAACAAUGGAACAAUGGCAAAGAGCAUUGGUCAAUUUAAAAAAAAAUCCUCACAAAGAAAUAUUUCAUAUUCUUAAAGUAAGUUAUGAUGGACUAGAUGAAGUGUCUAAGGAGAUAUUUUUGGAUAUUGCAUGUUUCUUUAGAGGAAAGACUGAAGGUCGAGUAAUAGAGUUAUUAAAGUAUCGUGGUUUUGAUGCGAGAAUUGGUGUAAAGGUUCUGAUGGAAAGAUGUCUCAUAACCAUAGAAAAUGAGAGAUUGUGGAUGCAUGAUUUAUUACAAGAAAUGGGCAGACAAAUUGUCCUAGAAUCACAUAAAAAGCCUGAAAAGCGUAGCAGAUUGUGGUCUUUUGAAGAUUUGCUUCAUGUAUUGAAGAAAGAUACGGCAGCAGGAGCACUUCAAGCCAUAGUCCUAAAUCGUUAUGAACGGGAAAGACAAGACUGGAACUUUGAAACCUUUUCUGAAGCUUUUUCAAAGAUGUGUGAUCUUAGAUUGCUUAUAAUUCACAAUGUGCACAUCCCCAAUGGUCUGAAUCAUGUUUCUAACAACCUGAGAUUUCUUCAAUGGAUUGGGUAUCCUUCAGAAUGUUUGCCAUCCAAUUUCCAACCAAAAGAGCUUGUGGAACUUUGUUUACAUGAUAGCAAAAUGAAAUAUCUAUGGAAAGGAGUAAAGUAUUUGGACAAUUUGAAAUGCAUGGAUCUUAGAUAUUCCAAGGACCUUAUUGAGACACCUGACUUCAGAGGAGUUCCAAGACUUGAGAGAUUACAUCUUAGUUGGUGCAAUAAUUUGGUUGAGAUCCACCCAUCUAUUGGGCAACUCAGUAGGCUCAUUAGUUUAGAUCUAGAAUACUGUGUCUCUCUUAUUGAUCUGCCCAGCAUGUCUAGUGAAAUGGAGUCACUUAAAAUUCUUAAACUCUGCGGUUGCUCAAAAAUCAGGAAGAUUCUGGAAUUUAAGGGAAUAAUGAGAAGCCUAUCAGAACUUCAUUUGGAUAAGACUACUAUUGAAAAACUACCCUCAUCAAUCGAGUGUUUGACUGCCCUUACUUUAUUGAGUCUAAGGGAUUGUCAAUAUCUCACACGUCUUCCACGUAACAUGGAUAGUUUGAGUUCACUUGAAAAACUUGUUGUUGUCGGAUGCUCAAAACUUACCUACCUGCCAGAGCACCUUUGGAAUAUAAAGUGUUUGGAACAUGAUUGGAGUCGAAUUGCAUUUAGACAGCCUUUAUACAGAAAUGUUUCUGUGAGGUGUCGGUCACUUUCCCCAAGCUCUUCCGGAUUGUAUCCAACCAUAAAUCUAUCUGAUACCAUCCCUGAAAGCAUUAUCAGAUUUUUUCGUGCAACUCAUGGAGACAAUUGCAGGCGGUUGAUUACCCGAUCACUAAGCGGGCUUUUGAAUCAGUAUCUGCAAGGUAGGGACACAUCUGAGGUUUCAAGACUCCAUAGAAGGCUAUUUUUCGAUACAAUCAAUGAAAUUCUUCACCGAAAUAGACAAUUGCCGCCUUGGAAGCCCAAUGCAUGGACGAGUUCUGCUUCACUGCAACAAAUUUCGUCAGAAUUUCAGUGGAUUCAAAAGAGGGAAGCAUCAGAGGACUUGUUUGAGGUGAUUUGUGGUGUGUUGAGAAAGGACUUAGUAAUGGCGGAUACCAUUAGUGGAUGGGUGAACUGCCCGAUUGAGAUGUCUGAAGUGGAUUUGGAUAUCGAACGGCUGAUAUUCAACGAUUUGAUCGGCGAGACCAUCGGAUAUCUCGCUGUUCUUUCCGGGGAUUGUAAUAAAGUCUCAGCACUUCAGGGGCUCCUUUGUCUGGAACCAUCACCAGCACUGCCCGGGCAGAGCAGUUGGUCACAACCCUGGUCGCAGUGGCCUCAAUAUAAUGAAAUCAGCGUUGGAAUGACAUUGACAAUAUUGAAUCGUUACCUACAGGGGCUCCUUUGUCCAAAAACUGGAUAUGAAACUUCUAUCAGAAGGAAAGAGGACGGAUUUGGAAUUGCAUUUCAGAUAAUUAUUCCUGGAUGUGAAAUGCCGUGGUGGAUAACUCAUCAAAGGUCAGGGAACUCAAUAAGCAUAGGGCUGCCUCCAAAUUGGUGUAAUAGUAAGUGGAUGGGAUUCGCACUCUGCGCUUCUUUGGAUGCAUCAUAUUCACAUAUUUCUGUUGAAGAGUUUGUCGUUGGCGAAACAUUUGGACUUAAAGCUCGUGUGAUAGCCCUUGGUGAUAUGCCUCACUGUUAUUAUACCACUGAAAUUUCCUGUAGCACAAAACUUGUUGCGAGGCACAUUUGGCUAUUGCAUCUGUCUCGUGAUGAUUGGUUUGCUACUGCUCGGAGUGGUGAAUUCAAUCAGAUUGAGGUUGUAUUUGAGAGCUCUAGGCCAGGCUUGUUUGUGCGGAAAUGUGGGCUCAGAUUGGUAUAUAAGCAAGAUGUGAAAAUGUUCACCCAAACAAUAUGCAGCAGUAAUCGCAUAACUUUUGAGGGUUGUGGUGGUUCCCAUGAUGAAUUUGACAAUUUAUGGAGAAACUGUGAUGACUAUAAUGAAAAUGAACCUAGUGCAAUUUGCAGCUCUUCUGAGGAAAUUGAAAGUUGCAUCUCUUCAGUCAAUGGUAUACAAAUUUUGUACCCAAGCAACAUUAGUGUAAGCCAUCAAAAAAAUUGUUACUGUCCAGCCCAAGCUCCACUGAAAACAAUAUUCACUACUCAUGAGAAUUUUGGAAGAAGGUUUUGGAGUUGUGGCAAAAUCAAGCAAAAUGUAAGUUGCGGGUUCUUCGAAUGGGAAGAUCAAGAAAUGUGUUCCCAUGAACGAAGAGUGAUAUGUGAACUACAAGAACGCCUGGAGAAGAUUGAUAAGGAUAAAGUUGAUCAAGAUGAGUUAGUUAUACUUCGUGAAGAAAACAAAAACUUGAGGAUUGCUUUGUUGUUUUUUGGGAUUGCUUUGUUGUUUUCUUGGGUUGCCAUUGUAAUCUAUCUAUAUUAUAAUUUUAUAUCUUCAAGCUGA